GUCAAACGCGAGCGAACCGGACGGAGUGUGUGUGAGAGAGUGAGAGAGAGGGAGAGGGAGCGAGAGAGGGAGAGAGUGUGUGUGUGUGUGUUUAUUUUAUGUUUUUAUUUUUUUAUGUUCAUGGAUUAGCGGAGGAGACAGAAAUGACCGCCCCUUUGUUGUAGUGUUAUGUAUUUUCGUUUAAACCGGACGAGACAGUGACAGAAGGCAGAAAUGGACCACGAGUUUGAGGACAUUGACUCAGAAGGCCGGUGGCAGAACCUCUACCUGGAAAUACGCAACCAGUCUCAGGAAUGCCCUUUCAAGGUGGCAAAAUAUCCAGAGAACCGCAACCGCAACAGAUACAGAGAUGUCAGUCCGUUCGAUCACAGUCGGGUGAAGCUGGGAAACACAGAGAACGACUACAUCAACGCGAGCCUGGUGCAGAUGGACGAAGCCCAAAGAAGUUACAUCCUAACUCAGGGCCCUCUGAGGACGACCUGUGGUCAUUUCUGGCUCAUGAUCUGGGAGCAGAGAACCAAAGCGGUGAUCAUGCUGAACAGAGUCAUAGAGAAAGGCUCAGAAAAGUGUGCGCAGUACUGGCCGACGCAGGAAGAACUCGAGAUGUCGUUCCGCGACACACGCUUCGUGGUGAGGCUGCUAUCAGAAGACGUUAAGUCCUACUACACCACCCGGCUGCUGGAGCUGCAGAACGCAAACACGGGGGAGAGGAGAGAGAUCUACCACUUUCAUUACACAACAUGGCCAGACUUCGGCGUUCCAGAGUCCCCGGCAUCCUUCCUGAACUUCCUCUUUAAGGUGCGGGAGUCCGGCUCUUUGGGGACGGAUCACGGACCGGCAGUCGUCCACUGCAGCGCAGGAAUCGGCCGAUCUGGAACGUUCUCUCUGGUCGACACCUGUCUCGUACUGAUGGACAAGCGGAAAGACCCGUCCUCUGUGGACAUUAAGAAGGUGCUGCUGGACAUGAGAAAGUACAGGAUGGGUCUGAUCCAAACGCCUGACCAACUGCGCUUCUCCUACAUGGCCGUUCUGGAGGGGGCCAAGUACAUCAUGGGGGAUUCGUCACUGCAGAAACAAUGGCAGGAGCUUUCCAAAGAGGACCAGGAGCGCGUGUGUGAGUCUCCACCCCCUCAGCCCCCGAAAUGCCCCUCAGAGCGCUACAACGGCAGCAGGCUGAUCCGGCCCGAUGAGCCCGGAGACGUCGAGGCGGCGAAGAAAACGACCUCAGACAUGAAGGAGGCUGACGGAGACGGGUGCACAGCCAAUGCUCGGAAGAGACAAAGAGAGGAGAAGAUUUCCAUCUCCACGCAGAAGACUCCCCAAAAACAAUCAAAGCCCAGGAUAAACGACUCCGAAAAGAAGAGGAAAAGCCUGGGCUGCAUCUGCUGCACAUGACAGAGCGAUUACUGUUCCGUUGGGCUCCGUCCCCAAUGAGACAGCAGCGACGCGGGCGCAGGAUUUUAGUAGACGGGCUUUUCCAGGCCCCUGAGCUCAUCCCGCAGGCUACCGAGAACAACCAGUGACACUUAACUCCAUGGCAACGUUAGCAGGGAUCCCCAGCCCAUAAUACUCCACCUCUGCCCUGCAAUCCUUAACACUGUUUACAGCAUGGACUCUGAGAGGCAGAAGAGCGAGUGCAUCUGUGUACACACACACACACCAGCACAGCAGCGGUGGACUCAUUGCCAGGGUUCUGAUUGGUCCUGUUUAUUUUUACAGGUUGUUUGUGUCCCUUUAUUAUUGUUGUUUUUUUUUUUUUUUUUUUGCUUGUGUUUCUGAAAAAACAAAACAAAACAAAAAAGAGGCAGCAGGAUCUGAUAUGUAGGCCUAUGCAUUGCCAAUUUGUAACGUUGUUCCCCUUGUUGUAUUUUUAGACAACCUUUUUUUCAGAAGCGAAAUGAAAAAGCUCUAUUUUUUAUAAAGAAAAUUACUUGAAGAUUUCCUAUCGUGUCUGCGGAGACGCCGAGCUUGAAGGCACUCGCUUUCGAGACAGCGGAACGGCAUGUCUUGCGCCGUGAAGCAGCAUCACGGCGUGUAUAGUGUUUCUAAGCUGUAUCGAAGCAAAAUUGUAUUUUUGACUGUAUAAAGGUGAUUACAGACAUUGUAUUUGCUUAAGAAGAAAAAAAAACAGAAGUCUUACAUUUCCUUAUCCAAAUAAAACAAAACUGGCAUCAUUUA
Messenger RNA from Colossoma macropomum (tambaqui), 2178 nucleotides. It is a transcript of the gene ptpn2b, whose product is annotated as protein tyrosine phosphatase non-receptor type 2b. Gene Ontology annotation, molecular function: protein tyrosine phosphatase activity. The record is from RefSeq and is a predicted model, not a curated record. Gene Ontology annotation, biological process: protein dephosphorylation. The coding region runs from base 214 to 1395 and encodes 393 amino acids. The transcript has 11 exons. Lineage: Eukaryota; Metazoa; Chordata; Actinopteri; Characiformes; Serrasalmidae.